AUGGAUAGCACAAAUGAAAUCCAAAAAAGCACCAAACUUAUCACAAUCAAAAAGCGAUUCAAAUCUAAGCUUGCAUCACUCUCCCCAGACUUAUCUAAAAAACUCCCACGAAUUCCAAGCUUACCUAAACUAAGUGAUUCAGAAACCUCUAAAGCUUCUUUAACUUCUCGUCCAAAGCAAGAAAAUGAAAAAGUUUUAAAUAAAAUAAAAAGCAAAUUCGCCAAUAGUUUAUCUAUCCUAUUUUACCUAACUGCUAUAAAAUAUUAUUUUCUAAUAUUUUUAGCUAAAUUAAUAUAAAAAAACAUAAAUUUUCUGCAAAUUUAUGCUAUUGUGGCUCUUCUGAUAUAUCUGAACAAGACAUAAGCAAAAUUUCAAAAAUUCAUGAUUCCAAUCAAAGAAGCCAUUGUGAGUCCUGCCCUUUGUCUAGAGACGUUUCUCAUACAAAAGAUCGGCCUGAAAAACUCAAAAACCUAUUUAAUAGAAGUCAAAACGAGCUUAAAGAAGUUUUAGGGCUUAAAGAGCCAGAAAUUUUAAUGCUACCUCUGCCAACUGAGCUUGACAAGUUGCAAAAUAUUGUAAAUAAAGACAAUGAAAGUGCGAAAAAUAACACCCAAGUGAUUAAAAUAACCGAAAGUCCUAUAAAAAAUGAAGUUUACAACAUGGAUGAUUUUUACCAUGAAAAAUUUAUGAAAGAUUUAGAAAUAGUAAAACGGAAAUCAAAUAAAUUUAUAGAGACAAAAAUCUCAAACCUAGCCAAAGAGGGCGGACUUUUAUUUAAAACGCAAUCUGGGUUAAUACAAGCAAGACUAACUCAAAUCUCUGAAGAAAAGCCACCGAAUUAUGCAGGAAAUCGAUCAAAAAGUAUAGGAAAUCCUUCAAAGGUAGAAAAAAAUAUUAAUUUAAAUACAGAGAGAGGAGCCCCUUCUGGACGUCGAGAAGUUGAGCUUUUAUGUAAUUGGCUUGAUUAUAUGCUAGAUAAAUAUGUAUACCAUACAGAAUUCGCUACAAUAGAAAAUAAAACUGAAGCUCUUCAGCUUAUUUAUACAGCCUGCUUUAAAGAAAUUAUAAGGCAAGUUUCUGUUCAUUGUAUAGAAAGAGGCCAAUUAUUAAAUAGAAUUUGGAACUCAAAUUUUGAAUUAAUCUGUAAUAAGCUUAAUUUGCAUACAAAUUAAUUAAAAAUUCAGGAUAUUCUAAUAGAAAACAGCUAUUAAUCAUAAAAAUUGAAAAAAAUUUAUUUUUAUUUUAGAAUAAACUCAAAAAAUAAAAAUAAAUUUUCUGAAGAAAUUGAAGACCUAAAACAAAGAUUUAAAGAGCUUGUAUCGAAAAACCAAAAAAAUUACGAAGAAAAACUUAAUGUGGUCACAAAAAAAUACUCAGAUAUCAAUGGAGAAUUAAGAAAAUCUAGCAAAGUCAUUAGUGAGCAGUCACAAGAAAUAGAAAGCUUAAGAAAUGAAUUAAAUGAAGAAAAAGCUAAAGCCAGAGAAAUUAAUAUGGCAUUGCAAACUUUAACAAGGCAGCAAAAUGUGAGCAUUAUUCAAUGGAAAAGUAGGGACGAAAAAGGAAAUUUAAUAAAUCCAGUUAGCUAUAGGACGGUUUCAACCUGUACAAUGGAAGAUGAAAAAAUUCUUCAGCCUAUUGAUGAAGAGCCUCUUGAAUUUACAAGGCGAACGUCGUUUAAAAGAGAAUUUUCGCUGCCUCCAAUGUUUAUGUCAAAACAUAGAGAAAGAUCUACUUUUACAGGCGACGACAAAUUAUUCGACAAUAUAGUAAUUUCAAAAGAAAAAUUAGACUAUUUAAAUAGUCGGGCAAUUUUAUUAGAAAAUUUCGAAGAAUUUACUAUAAGUCCAGCUUUUAAUUGUGAGCAAGUCAAUUGGAUGUCGACUUUAAUAAAAGGUUUCAGGAAAUUCAUAACAAAUUAUAUAUCAAAUAUGGAAAAAAAUAAAAAAGAAUUAUUGACUUUGCCCCCGCUUAGUGAGAAUGAAGAAGAGCAUGAGGUCACGCUUGUGAUCUGUAAAAGUGCAACAUCACAAGAAAGCAAUGAUGAGAAUUUUGAAAAAAAUAUGGAAAAUAAUGAGGAGAAGGUAAAAAUUGAAAUGGUUGAAAUAGAGACACAGACUGAAUUUGAUAGAAAAAAAGAAAUUAAAACUUAUAUAGAUGUUAUUGAAAUCGAUAGAGAAAAGUUGAAUUUUACUGGACAGCAGCUUGCAAAAUAUGAAAAAAAAAUAGAAAGCUUGAGCUUGUCAAAAAUAUUUGUAAAAAUUAUUGGGGAUUUAAUUAAGGCAGCCUCAGAUGUGGUAGGAAGACAAUCUAAAAUGAUGAAGCAAACCCAAGAAUUUUUUAAAAAAUUGCCGAAUGAAAUGGAAGAAAAAGAAAAUAGAAAUGAAGAGAUAAAAAUAGAUGAAGAAAAAUAUCAAGAAAAUAAAGAUGGGUUUAUAAAAGCAGUUUCGGAGCAUCAAAAAAGUAGUGAUAAAGCUGAAAACAGAGAAGAAUAUAAGAAUAAUUUGUCUCAAACUCUUGAAAACAGCACAAAUUCUUUAAAUUUAACUCAGAAAGUAAAUUUUGUAGAUGACUCAAAUUUUUCAAAUCUACUUGGAAAAAUUAAAAAACUGAAAACUCUCAUAAAUUCCUAUUUUUCCAACCCAAGCAAUUUAAAUGGUGAUAUUUCUGAAGAAAUUCUUAAAAAAGAAGCUAAUAAGCUAAGAAUUUCUAUCGAUAAUCUAUUUGACAAAGAUAUAAAUAAAUCCCAUUACCCUGUAUCAUUAUGCACACAAACCGAUUUUUAUGAAGAUAAUUCCCAAUUUAAAGAAGAAAAUAAAUCCACAAUCAUCAUCCCUGAAGAAGAAGAAAAAAAUUCUGCCUAUAACAUAGAAGACAGAAUUAAGCUUAGCUCACGACAAUGACAUAAAAAAAUUGCUACAAAACCAAGACAAUUUGCAAAUAAAAAACAAAUUUCAAAAAAGCAUCAUCCCUCUUCCAAAAUCCUAUUAUUGGCUGUCCAAAAAGCUGAAAAAGAAAGGGUACCAUAUCAUUUGAUUGGGGACUUUUUUAGCGAGACAUUUCCUCUGGAAAUUUCGUCGAAAUUUUUUUUACUCUUGAGAUAUUUGCUCCAUUUCUCACUAGUAAAAAAUUGGGUGCAGGUCCAAUGAUCGUUCACUUUUGAUAGUGUUCAUUUCACCGAAGUACAUUUAAUCGAAAAUUGGCUGAAGCUUUUUGAUAGUAAGACAUUUGACCACAAAAAAAACUGUUAAAUUUCGGCGAAUGUCCCACUAUUUAAAAUUUUGGAGCAAAUGUACUUCGGAGAAAUGCACACUAUCAAAAAUACACUGUCAUUUGACACGGAGACAAAAUUUCGACCAAAUAUUGCAGAGGAAAUAUCUCACUACCAAAAAUCAGGAGGAAAAGGCACGCACCCUAAAGAAAACCAAAUUUAAAGCCAACUUUGUCAAAGAAAACUUUAAUGAAAUUAAUAUAUUCUAUGUACACAGCAAGAACUUUAUUAAUUGAUGAAUAUCCAUCAAUUAAAAAAGUUGAUUUAUGUGAAAUGAUUUAUAUAAAUUUAUUAUGAAUAUUCACUGAUAUUUUUAUAAAUAAGCAAAAAUGAUUAUUUAUUAUAAUUAUUAUAUGAUGAAUUAUUACAAAAAUAUGGACUAAAGAGUGUGGCUGAAGACAAAUUUAAAGAAGUUAUAUUAUCAGCUAUAUGCUACUCUGAGUCUUCUAACAGAGUUAGAAAUUUUUUGAAAUUUGUGGGAGUGUAUGGGGAUUAUAAAAUAGAUGAUUUAGAUUUUUAUUUAAAAACUGUGGAAUUUAUCAACACAACUAAUAUUGGCACUUUUGUUCCUACUGAUGAUGGUGCUAGUGAUCUGUAUAUACCCUAUUCAAAAGCAAUUGCAAGCACAAAGUCACUUUUUGAGGAAAAAUUGUCGAAGGAAGAAUGAGAAAACUUGAAAAAUGAGAUUGAUACCAUAAAAGAGCCUUCUGAUUCAUUGAAAAAGGGUGCUUUAAAUGGUGAUUCCGACAAAAUAUGCAUAGAUAGCUUGCUAGAAGUUUUGAUAGGCCAUUAUCAAAAUCUAAAAAAUAAAUCCCACGAAUUUUACUAA
Blepharisma stoltei is the source of this 4097-nucleotide messenger RNA. The record is from the annotation of a GenBank genome assembly. NCBI's taxonomy places the organism in Eukaryota, Ciliophora, Heterotrichea, Heterotrichida, Blepharismidae.